Schistosoma guineensis is the source of this 627-nucleotide messenger RNA. Lineage: Eukaryota; Metazoa; Platyhelminthes; Trematoda; Strigeidida; Schistosomatidae. The record is from the annotation of a GenBank genome assembly.
AUGACUGAGCAUAUCUGUAAACUCCAGGUAUUAGUUCAGUUUGCAGGAUUCCGUAAGGAUAGAUCGUGUACAGACCAAAUCGCAACUCUACGGAUCAUUGUGGAACAAUCAAUUGAAUGGAAUUCAUUACUCUACAUCAACUUCAUUGACUACGAAAAGGCAUUUGAUAGCGUGGACAGAACAACACUAUGGAAACUUCUUCGACACUACGGCGUGCCUCAGAAGAUAGUCAUUAUCAAACAGAACUCAUAUGAUGGAUUACACUGCAAAAUCGCGCAUGGAGGACAGUUGACAAAGUCGUUCGAAGUGAAGACCGGUGUCAGGCAAGGUUGCUUACUCUCACCCUUUCUCUUUCUCCUGGUGAUCGACUGGAUCAUGAAGACGUCAACGUCUGAAGGGAAGCACGGGAUACAAUGGACAUCUAGGAUGCAGUUGGAUGAUCUAGACUUCGCAGACGAUCUGGCCCUUCUAUCCCAAACGCAACAAAUGCAGGAGAAGACGAACAGUGUGGCAGCAGCCUCAGCAGCAAUAGGUCUCAACAUACACAAAGGGAAAAGCAGGAUUCUCCGAUGCAAACAGAAUGAACCAAUCCAAUCACAAUUGACGGAGAAGAUUUGGAAGAUGUAA